AGGAUUUCCGUGGAAAUGGGAGAAAAUACUGAAAAUCCACUAAAUAUCACUCUGGAAUUUGGAGGCGGAGCUGAAAUUUUGUUCAACAAAGUCAAACGGAAAGAAGUGGAGCUUCGUGGAAGGAAAACAUGGACAAUAGGAGAGCUCCUCGAAUGGAUGAAGGUCAAUAUGCCAACAGACCGUCCAGAACUCUUCUUCACGGAGGAUUCUGUACGCCCGGGAAUACUGGUUCUCGUUAAUGAAACAGAUUGGGAUCUACUGGACAAACAGGAUUACGUGAUUCAGCCAAAGGACACAAUUCUCUUCAUAUCAACGCUUCAUGGAGGAUAAAAAAUAAAUUAUUUAUAUCGAAAAAGGA
Molecule: messenger RNA, 358 nt
Organism: Phlebotomus papatasi
Lineage: Eukaryota; Metazoa; Arthropoda; Insecta; Diptera; Psychodidae
Gene: Urm1
Product: ubiquitin-related modifier 1 homolog
Exons: 5
Coding region: 16-330 (104 amino acids)
Biological process (GO): protein urmylation; tRNA thio-modification
Cellular component (GO): nucleus; cytoplasm
Molecular function (GO): protein tag activity
Source: RefSeq, a predicted model, not a curated record